Messenger RNA from Microplitis demolitor, 1135 nucleotides. RefSeq lists its product as uncharacterized. NCBI's taxonomy places the organism in Eukaryota, Metazoa, Arthropoda, Insecta, Hymenoptera, Braconidae. The transcript has 2 exons. Bases 85 to 1068 code for a protein of 327 amino acids. The record is from RefSeq and is a predicted model, not a curated record.
UCCUUUGUGAUUUAUGUUUGAUAAUUAGUAUAAAUAUCUAGUUUCGGCUUCAGUUAUUAGUCUAAGUGUACAUCGAAAGGCAUAAUGAUGAAGUUAAAUCUUUUCUUUCUGCUAGUAGCAACGCUGGUAAUAAGUUCUCAAUGUAAUCCGUUGAAGAUUAAAGCCUCUACUCCACAAAUUCCGUCACUAGUUGGCCUUGCUUUAAAUGACGGAUCUCAAGAAGUCGGUCCUAGUUCUGGAUCUCAUAAUAGUUCAGGGGUAAAUAAAGUUUCUGCAAACUCGACUGGAGAGGUUGCUGUCAUUGUUGACUCUGCCCUCGAUGCUGUAUUUGAUGUCAUGGAUAUUCUAUCUCCCAAAGUAGCUAGCCAUGUUCCAAAUGAUGGACCUCAAGAAGUCGGUCCUAGUUCUGGAUCUCAUAAUACAUCAGGGGUAAAUAAAGUUUCUGCAAAUUCGACUGGAGAGGUUGCUAUCAUUGUUGACUCUGCCCUCGAUGCUGUAUUUGAUGUCAUGGAUAUUCUAUCUCCCAAAGUGGCUAGCCAUGUUCCAAAUGAUGGACCUCAAGAAGUCGGUCCUAGUUCUGGAUCUCAAAAUACAUCAGGGGUAAAUAAAGUUUCUGCAAAUUCGACUGGAGAGGUUGCUAUCAUUGUUGACUCUGCCCUCGAUGCUGUAUUUGAUGUCAUGGAUAUUCUAUCUCCCAAAGUAGCUAGCCAUGUUCCAAAUGAUGGACCUCAAGAAGUCGGUCCUAGUUCUGGAUCUCAUAAUACAUCAGGGGUAAAUAAAGUUUCUGCAAAUUCGACAGGAGAAGUUGCUCUCAUUGUUGAUACUGCCCUCGAUGCUGUAUUUGAUGUCAUGGAUAUUCUAUCUCCCAAAGUGGUUAGCCAUGUUCCAAAUGAUGGACCUCAAGAAGUCGGUCCUAGUUCUGGAUCUCAAAAUACAUCAGGGGUAAAUAAAGUUUCUGCAAAUUCGACAGGAGAAGUUGCUCUCAUUGUUGAUACUGCCCUUGAUGGUAUGUUAUAUGUCAUGGAUGUUCUAUCUCCCAAAAGCACACCACAGAACAAAUCGGAUUGAAAUCUUGAGACCCCAACACUCAUUAGACAGAAAUGGUGAUUUUUUUCACAAUGGCUAUGCUGAAGAA